Messenger RNA from Dipodomys spectabilis (banner-tailed kangaroo rat), 942 nucleotides. RefSeq names its product chromosome unknown C1orf109 homolog (gene Airim). NCBI's taxonomy places the organism in Eukaryota, Metazoa, Chordata, Mammalia, Rodentia, Heteromyidae. Gene Ontology annotation, cellular component: nucleus; cytoplasm. The record is from RefSeq and is a predicted model, not a curated record. Bases 232 to 843 code for a protein of 203 amino acids. The transcript is spliced from 5 exons.
CCUGGUAGUCGCUUUUGAGCUUGCGCCUAGGAGAGCGUGCCAGGCUGUGUGCUGUUUCUGGUGGCUUCCUUGGCUUCUUAGAUUUUCUGAGGGAGCGCGACUGGGCAACUUUCAGGAAAGGAGACGAGACCCGGGCCCUGAGGAAAACCAGGCUGGGCCUCUGAAAAUCCGCAGUGAGAAGCGAUCGCAGAGGAUCUGCCUUGGAAGGCCCGCGGCUCGGUUCCUGAGAAGAUGCCUCAAGGGCAGCCUUUGCUUGCUGUGCAGGAGGCCCUGAGGAAGUGCUUCCCCGCGGUGGAGGAGCAGCAGGGCUUGUGGCAGGGCACCGUGCAGGACUGCCAGCCCCUGCUGAUCUCGCUCAGCAACCUGGCGGAGCAGAUGCAGGCCGCGCACCGCCUGCGCUUCGAGGAUGUGCCGGCGCUUCGGGCCUUCCCGAACGUGCAGGAGCGCCUCCGGCAACAGCAGCUGGCCUCUGGGGACAUCGUCCUGGACCAGCUAGCCCAAAGACUAGCCACCCUUCUUAAGGUGCGUGACACUGUCAGCAACCAUGUGGAGCAAGUGUUCCAGACUUAUGAGCAACACGCACACACAGUGGGUAUUGAUGCUGUCCUGCAGCCUUCAGCUGUGAGCCCUUCUGUGGCUGACAUGUUGGAACGGCUGCAAGAUAUCGAGAGACAUUAUCGGAAUUCGUACUUGAAGAGAAAGAACCUCCUCUCCUCAAUCCAUUGGGAAGACUUGGCAGGCAUCCAAGCAUUGCCCAAGGCCUGGGACCAAAUUUCAGAACACGAGCACCAGGACCUUGUACAAGAUACCCUAUUGACUGUUUCCUUCUUCCUGAAGGAGUAAGGAAACUGUAUGUUUAUCUGGCAGCCUGGAGCCCCACAAAUGAAGGCUGGUGUUGCCACAUUCUUCUAAAGAAACAGUGUAACAGCUUGGUGUGUUAAA